This is a messenger RNA of Caenorhabditis angaria, 4848 nucleotides long. NCBI's taxonomy places the organism in Eukaryota, Metazoa, Nematoda, Chromadorea, Rhabditida, Rhabditidae. The record is from the annotation of a GenBank genome assembly.
AUGGGUAAAAGGAAACACGGAGAAAAGGAUUCACAUCAAAAAAAGGCUGAAAAUACGGUUGAAAAAGAAAAAUUGGAAACGUCCGAAAGAAUAACGGCUGCUGAUUUUGAGGGAAAAGAUUUUUUGAAGGAUUCGGAAUGUAUGGACAAAUUCACCGGAGGUUGUGAAGUGUCAAAUCGAAAUGUGAUUUGUGCCGAAGAUGCGAUGCACAUUUUAUUGGUAGGAAAAUUUGAGCACUUGGUUUUUGCCACGUGGCCAGAUUCAAAUGUUUUGCACCAAAAAAUGCCACGUGGAUUUACGCCGAAAUAUUUCUCUAAUUAUCCUAUUUUUCGUCAAAAGUCAGUUUUCGCUCAAAAAAAUGCCCAAUUUUCCAGCGAAAAUGCGGUUCUUCCACGUCUUCAAUUUUCGAAGAUUUCCAGCAAAAUAUGCUGGGAAAACUGCGCGAAGCUAGAAAUUCUCAAAAAACGUGGGCAAAAAUUGAGGAAAAUGCCGAAAAUGUGCACAGGAAAUGUAAUUGUGGAAAAAAUCAAGGGGAAGAUCUGGAGGAGGAUGAUUCGAGUUCAGGAUCAGAUUCGGAUGAAAGUUCGGAUUCGAAUUCCGAUUCAAGUUCGAGUUCAGAAGAUGAAGAAGAUCAGGAUGAAGAAGAUUUGAUGAAUAUGCCAAUGAGAAAGAAUUUGCAAUAUUAUACUUCGCUUGAGGUACUUUAAAAUUAGGGAUUUUAAAUUUCAUAAAUUUGAACUUCGAAUUUUAAAAAUUAUGUCUUUUGGACCAUUUACUACCUGAGAAAAUUAAAUGAGUUUUAAAAAUCAGAAUUAGUUUUGCCUCGUGGAUUUCUCAUUUUUAGGAUUUUUUUCUCUAAAAUUUUGAAUUUUUGACAUAUUUCCGUUUCAAAAAUUUCCAAUUUGGGGAAAAAAAUCUGAAAAUCAAAAAUUUCUAGACUUAGAAUUCCAAAACGUUUUUUAUUUUUCACUCCAACUCCAACGAAAAUUAUCAAAAAUCUUUGAAAUCCCUCAUUCAAAAUGAUUUCAGAUUCAUCGAAAACGCAGUCAUCCAAAUGUCAUCAACCCCGACAUUGCCUACAAUGAAAAAGGAAUGGGAAAUGAUGGACCGAUUUGUCGAUGCUCAUUUGCACAGAGAAAUAACGGAAUCAGGCAUGGAAAAUAUGCGGGGGAGGUGGAAGAUGAGAGCUCACAAGAGCCUCAGAGCUCCCAACUCUACCAGUAUUUCCUGCGAGUCACCCCAAAUCCCGCCGAACAUCAAAUCAGUCGAACUCACAUCUACAUAGCUUCCGAUGAUUUUGUUUUCGAAGGAUUCUCGAUAUUUUCACCGUAUCCAUUGCCUGACAGAAUGCCUCGUCAACCAACCACAGCUUGGUCGAAAGAAUAUGAAUUUGAAUUUGUGCGGGAAAAUGUUCCAGAAUCUUGUUAUGAGUUGGAAGAAUGCGAUGCACUUUUUGAGACGAUAUUUCAUCAGAUUUUUGAGAUGCAAGAUUUUCAGUGUCCUGCGAAUGUGUUGCGAUUUAUGCCAAGAUUUGUUUGUUAUAGUGAGUAAGGGUGGAUUUUACUUUUUAAAUUCCUCAUUUUUCAGAAUCCCAUCGUGAUCUCAAACUUCUACCCACUAAAGGUGUCAUGGCCUACUUCUUGUCGAAAUUUCAAAAUCCGCUAAUCGAUAAUUCGGAAAUCGAUCGAUUGCUCAGAUUAAACGAGGACGAAUUUGCGAGAAUCACAAAUCGAUUCAAGCAAAACCUAAUGAUAAACACGGCAAAAAAGCCAGCGGCAAUAAGAGUUGACGCAUUUGAAAGAGAUCAAAUUGGCGGCAAAAUAUAUAUGAUUCAUAAUACUGUACGACCACAAGCAUAUGUGAAUUUGAAUGCGCCGAGAAUUGGGCAUUUGGAAAAGAUAAUGGGGAAAAUGAGAUAUUUGGCAAGAACAACAAAAAGGGUUAUGGAUGCGGAUGAAAUGCGGAAAAUGCAAAAAGAAGUGGAAAGAUUACGAGAGGAGCAAAAGUGCGCAAGAGUUUUGCGAAUACGCAUUCCACUUGCGGACUAUCAACCCUGUGGAAUGUUUCCUGAUACGGUAGCCCAUGUUUUGAUGACAAUUUUGGCGACGCAUCAUGCCAGAUAUCAUUUAUCAUUGAAUGUUAGUAGUUUUUCAAAUAAAAGACUAUUUCGGAGACACAAAAGCCUCGAAAAUAAUUAACCAAAAUUCACCCCGAAAAAUACGUUUCAUCAUUUUCUGAAUUUGAAUUGUUGAGAUUUGAGGUUUAAUACUGGAACGAUUUUUACUUGAAAACAUCAAAGAUUUAUGAAAAAUUUCAAAUGUUCACCUAUAAAAUGUUUCAGACCCUUGAAUCAAUUCUGGAAUAUCGUUUCAAUAAUCGGCAAGUAAUCGAAAUGGCCAUGACACAUUGCUCAUUGAAUGCGAAUUAUGGAACAAAUACAGAUCAUGCUCGAAAUAUGAUUGCAAAUUGUGGAUAUCGUCGAAAAUAUGUGCAUGAACAAAUAAAGGAAAAACGAAAAGGAAUUCAUAAUCUGAUGACAAUUAUGGCUUUGAAUAAAGAAAUGGCUAUGGCUGCCAAUUUGGCACCAAUUUUGCAUAAUGAGAGAUUGGAAUAUUUGGGUGACGCGGUGGUGGAAAUGGUGAGAUGAGCUGAAAAUCGAGAUUUUUAACCCUAUAAUUUGAAUAAUCUGGAAUUCUGAAACUUUCAUCAGAAAGUUUUCUCGUUUAUUUCUACAACCUAUUUUUUGAAUCUCAAGUUUUGCCACGUCAUUCCUUUUCUAUUCGAAAAUUCACCUUCAAAAAGUAACUCCGAAAAAAUAGGUUUAAAACAAUUUUCUAAUUUUGAACAGGUUUUCGAAAUUUAUUCAGAAAACUUUUUUUAGCCAGAAAAAUAUCUUCCCAGAUUUUUUAUCCAGAAAACUAUUCUACCACAUUAUCGAUACUAGAAAAAUGUAGAAACUGAAAUCUUUUUUUAAAAUUUCUUUCAUUCUUGCAGAUAGUCACUCAACAUCUCUAUUUUAUGCUUCCUCAUCAUAAUGAAGGUGGCCUAGCCACUUACCGUACUUCAAUGGUUCAAAAUCGAAAUUUGGCAACACUGGCCAAAAAUCUGCAUCUACAAGACUAUAUUCAAUUUGCACACGGUGUUGAAUUAUGUCAUGAAGCGGAAUUCCGUCACGCGCUCGCAAAUUCAUUCGAAGCUUUGAUGGCCGCCAUAUUUUUAGAUGGUGGAUUUGAGAAAUGUGAUCGGAUUUUUUCUAAAGCAAUGUUCGAACAGGAACCAGAGAUGCGGGCGAUUUGGGAACAUUUAAAUGAACAUGAAUUGAAGAGGGAAAAUCCGAUGGGAGAUCGAGAAUUAGUUGGUGAGUAGAGCGGGCGAAUUGGGAAGGAUCGAUGCUCCAGAUGUUUCAAUCUCUAUGUGUUGUUUCUUUAAAAAUUCCAGAAAUCUGAAUGUUUCAGUUGGGAAUUAAUGAACUUGGAAUUAUUAAAUUUUUCAUCUGAAUUUCAUUAUUUUCGAAAAGAUUUUUACAUUAAAAAUGUUCCCUAAAGUUUCAAGAAAUAUAGAUCGAACGUGGAUAUUUUUUACUCCACACAUUCAAUUAGUUUUACCUAAUCUAUAAAAUAGAAAUUUUCUAAUCUAACUAUAAAAAUCCACGUGGCUCAAAAUGUGAUAAUUCCAAAAUUUUCCAAUAAAUAUUUUCUCCAAAUUCUCUCCAAUUUUCAGACCAAAUUGCUUCACUUGAACAAUUCAAACAAUUGGAAGAUCGUCUUGGAAUCGAAUUCAACAACAUUCGAAUUUUAGCCAAAGCCUUCACUCGUCGAAAUUAUCCAUACAAUGAAUUGACACGUGGACAUAAUCAACGACUCGAAUGGUUGGGAGAUACAGUACUCCAGUUGAUUGUAUCCGAUUAUUUAUAUCGAAAUUUUCCGUUUCAUCGAGAAGGACACAUGUCAUUGUUGAGAACAAGUUUGGUCAGCAAUCAGACACAAUCGAAAAUUUGCGAGGAUUUGGGAUUUGGUGAUUUUGUGUUGAAAAAUGUGAAUCGAGCUGGAAAUGAGUUGAGAAUGAAGGAUAAAGCGGAUUUGGUGGAAGGUAAGAUAUUGCUCAUGUUAGGAAAAUUAGGAGACUUUUGGAGAGAGAUUGCUCAUGUUAGAAAUUAAAUCCUGAAAUUGUGUCCAUUGAUUUUAAUCUUGAAAUUAUAAAAGAAAACUAUUUCGCGCUAAAUUUUGAUCUAUGGUAACCCAUGAAUUUUUUUGGGAUUGCUCAGGUUACAAUGAAAGUAACCGAUUUUUAACGCUUGAAAUGAUCUGGGGCUUGCUCAUAUAUAAAUAUUAUAGCCGAGUUUUUGGACUCCAAAAAAUUCCAUAUUUUUUCCAGCCUUUAUCGGUGCACUCUACGUGGAUCGUGGAAUGGAACAUUGUCGAACAUUCGUUCGAAUGUGUUUCCUGCCACGAUUAUCGGUAAGUUAAUGUUCUAUCGGAUUACGGUAUCCCCCUUUAAAUAACAUUUUUCCAGAGUUUCAUCGUCGGUGACAAAUGGAAUGACCCCAAAUCACAUCUCCAGCAACUUUGCCUAACUUGUCGCGAUCCGGCAAAUCCAAUCCCCGAAAUUCCGGACUAUCGCGUUUUGCGUCAAGAAGGACCAGCAAGCACGCGAAUCUAUCAAGUCGCCGUGUAUUUCCGCGACAAACGAUUGGCAUCCGCUGAAGCGGGAAGUGUACAUUUGGCAGAGUUAGGAGCCGCCGAAGUCGCGUUGCGUCAUCCGGAUAUUGUUGCGUUGCGACGAUUUGAAACGCAACCACCGCCCAAGAAAAAUAAGAGGAGACGAAAUGGGAAAAUGAAUGUGGCCUAG